Messenger RNA from Solanum lycopersicum (tomato), 1056 nucleotides. The record is from RefSeq and is a predicted model, not a curated record. NCBI's taxonomy places the organism in Eukaryota, Viridiplantae, Streptophyta, Magnoliopsida, Solanales, Solanaceae.
UUCUACAACUUGGUCCAUCGCUACAUAGUUCGGCUAUUGAUUGCCAUUUAUUUGAUUUGAUUGACACUUUUUUAAGUUCCCUACUUUUAUUUUAUGUCUUUAUUUGUCUUCUCUUUGCACAAAAAUCAUUCUUUGAAUUUUGGAGGAAAAAAAAAGAAAACUAAAAAUGGACACAAAUCAAGAAAUUGCAUUGAUACAAAUGAGGAAAUCAAUUGAAAAGCUGGGAUCUUCAAUUGAAAGUUAUGGAGAUAAGACAUUGAUGAGGUUCUUGAUUGCAAGAUCAAUGAACCCAGAGAAAGCUGCUAAGAUGUUUUGUCAGUGGAAAAAAUGGAGGGCUGAGAUGGUUCCACUUGGUUACAUCACUGAUUCUGAAGUUGCAGAUGAAGCAGUAGCUGAAAAAGUUUAUUUACAAGGAUUGUCCAAGAAUGGAUAUCCUGUUUCAAUAAUCAAACUUAGCAAACAUUUUCCUUCCAAGUAUCAAGUUCAACUCAAGAAAUAUGUGGUUCAUCUACUAGACAAGACAAUUGCAAGUUCGUUCAAUGGUAGAGAAAUAGGGGAUGAGAAACUUAUUGGAAUUCUUGAUCUCCAGAAUAUUACCUAUAGCAAUGUUGAUGUUCGUGGAAUGAUCACUGGUUUUCAGUUUUUACAGGCAUACUACCCUGAGCGCUUAGCGACUUGUUACCUUUUACACAUGCCACAAUUCUUCGUCACCAUAUGGCGAUGUUGUCGCUUCCUUGACAAAGCAACUCAACAGAAGAUGAGGAUUGUCAUGAGUGAAGAACAGAAGGAAGAGUUCAUCCGAGAGGUCGGUGAAGACGUCUUACCGGAGGAGUAUGGAGGGCGUGCUAAACUUGUACUUUUGCAGGAUGUUGUUGUGAACUUCUAACACAAACACAAAGUAGAGAAAUAAUAGAAAUGUGAAAUAAGAUGAAAAAGAAUAGCUUCAUAAAAAUACUACUUUUACAAGAUGGGGUGUGGCCCAUACUGAGCAUGGGCUCAACAUGUUUAAUUCAUAUUUAGAAAUAAAAAAAAAUUUACUUAAUUACAUAAACUUAA